GUUUGAACAAAGCAGUUCGAGUGACGAUGAGGAUGUACCAAGGUUUAGCGAAAUACCAAGAACUUCGACGCAAAGUUCUUCGAUUGUAGAAUAUAGACCUAGACAAAGCAGUUUCAGUGACGGUGGGAGUGUACCAAAAUUGACCAUUGCAAAGUUUGUCUUCACAAUCAUCAUCUUCGUUUGCUGGUCUACAUUAUCAAUAGCAAACGUUGAUCACUUUGCCAUAGAAAAUUACGUGAACAAAUCGCGUGAACUUCUAUGUAAUAAUAUUUCUUUAGACUUCUCAAACAUUGCGAUCUCUGAAAUAAAGCGGGAUUUCAUCAACAGUCCUUCGAUUACCUGUCUCAAUCUUUCGAGCAAUAGUAUUGAGAAAAUUGAUAGAGGUGCCUUCGAUGGAUUACCAAAUUUAACUCAAUUGUUUCUUUCAAACAAUAACUGGAGCUACUCACGUGACCUUCUUAACUUUGGAAGUCAUGAUAAGUUGCAAGUGCUUAUUAUGAAUGGUGCAAAGAUCUGUGGUCUCAACGACGGCUAUCAUAAAUCAUGUCUACAGAUUACCGGCGAAUAUCUUAACUUAGAAAUUUUAUCUCUAAGUAAACAUUGUAUCAAGAAUGUAGAAUAUAAUUUAGAUCCCGAUUUGAUUAGUAGCAUAUCUUCGGUUGAAAGCUGGGUGCCAUUCCCCAAGUUAAAAAUCCUGGAUCUCUCCGAAAACAAGCUGGUAAGGUCCAAUUUUGUACGAACAUUGCCGAACAGCUUAUACUUUCUUGAUCUUCAUGACAAUUUGUUUGAACGUUUAAACUUAAACGAAAAAGGAAAGAAAUUGUUUGCGCUAAAUUUGGAUAAGAAUAAUUUUAACAUGAUUAACAAUCAACACGAUUAUUCAACAUCGUCUUUAUCGAUGGCUGGUUUGAAGAAUCUGCACUAUCUUUCUGUUUACAGAAACAAGAUUAAUAUUAUCACAGCAGAUGCUUUCAAAGACAAUAACGAAUUGCUCUUUUUGAACUUAUCCACAAAUUACUUAUAUGGGACACAUCCGGAAACAUUUUCAAAUUUGCAGUAUUUAAAAACACUUGAUCUGAGUAGAAACCUAAUCGUGCAUGUUCCAGAAAUUUCAAUAAAAACAGAAAUUAGUACUUUACAUAUUAAUAACAACUACAUAUUUAAAAUAAACUCGCAUGCUUUCACGCAUAUGCCAAAAUUAGUUAAAUUAUUAAUGGCAGAGAAUAAGAUUAUGGAAAUCAAAGUUAAUGCGUUUGCUCAUCUUACUGUCCUAGAAGAAUUAGAUUUGUCGAGAAAUAUGUUAAGCUCUUUACCGAAAGGGUGGACGGAAUCCCUUGUAUCUUUGAAAUAUUUGGAUUUAAGAGAAAAUAAAUUCACUUCACUGGAGUCUUUGCCUCUAACGAAUACGUGGCCAUCGAUAAAAAUAUUAUAUUUAAUGAAUAAUCCAUUAAAAUAUCUGAAUGUUAAAUAUUUUGAGAAUUUACCGCAGAAUCUUACUAUUGACUUGAUAAAUAAUUCAAAUUUUACAACUUACAUAAACGAUACAUUGCCAUACCCAACUUACCUGUACAGCGAACCGGCCCGAAAAGUACUUGAUACGGAAGGUGGGGAAAUGUAA
Molecule: messenger RNA, 1618 nt
Organism: Trachymyrmex septentrionalis
Lineage: Eukaryota; Metazoa; Arthropoda; Insecta; Hymenoptera; Formicidae
Product: leucine-rich repeat-containing G-protein coupled receptor 5-like
Exons: 2
Molecular function (GO): protein binding
Source: RefSeq, a predicted model, not a curated record